Molecule: messenger RNA, 3969 nt
Organism: Salvelinus fontinalis (brook trout)
Lineage: Eukaryota; Metazoa; Chordata; Actinopteri; Salmoniformes; Salmonidae
Product: suppressor of fused homolog
Exons: 14
Coding region: 387-1841 (484 amino acids)
Cellular component (GO): nucleus; cytoplasm
Molecular function (GO): transcription factor binding
Source: RefSeq, a predicted model, not a curated record
ACAUCACUCAAUUAGUGGCGCAUGUCCCGUAACCCCGGGUGAGUGGAUGUCUCACUUAAGACCAAUUGAAUGAUCUAAAAUGAUGUAAACCCCGUUCAAACGGGGCACCGGGACAUGCAAAACGAGCUUGACCAGUUCCUCCGUUCCUGUCUACAGCCCAAACCAAUGAGGAAAAGUUUUCAUAGGUGGGAGCGAACAACAUUGACUGGGGAUAACAAUCGUGGGGCGACAGUUUACUUUUGCUUCUAAGCAAUAUCAACAAUUCAAAAUACAGUUACUGUUGUUCCAUCAACCAACAGUAAGCCGAGGGAUUCUCCCUUAUCUUCCCGAAGAAAGUAAUUUGUGUCGCCCUUGGAGGUAUUCCCAGCUUUCUGAAGCAGUAGGGGAUGGACGAAGUGCGGCCUACCAGCGGACCAGCAGCCCCCGGCCUGGCGUCACUCUUCCCCCCGGGUCUGCAGGCAAUCUACGGGGAAUGCAGGCUCCUCUACCCCGACCAGGCCAACCCCUUACAAGUUACAGCCAUUGUAAAAUACUGGUUGGGAGGUCCUGAUCCAUUGGACUACAUCAGUAUGUACCGUAACAUGGGCUGUGCAGCGCAGGACGUACAGGAACACUGGCACUACAUCAGCUUCGGACUCAGUGACCUGUAUGGAGACAACAGAGUACAUGAGUUUACAGGCCAGGAAGGCCCCAGUGGCUUUGGCUUUGAGCUGACGUUCAGGCUGAAGAGAGAGGUGGGAGAAACAGCCCCUCCUACUUGGCCGGCUGAACUCAUGCAGGGCCUGGCCCGCUAUGUCUUCCAAUCAGAAAACACGUUUUGCAGUGGAGACCACAUAUCGUGGCACAGUCCCCUGGACAACAGUGAGUCUCGUAUCCAACACAUGCUGCUCACUGAAGACCCCCAGAUGACUCCGGUCCACACCCCCUUCGGCCUGGUCAACUUCCUGCAGAUUGUGGGUGUGUGUACAGAAGAGUUGCAGGCGGCCCAGCAGUGGAACGGCCAAGGAAUGCUGGAGCUGCUCCGAGGGGUCCAUGUUGCUGGAGGGCCCUGGUUGAUAACUGACAUGAGGAGAGGAGAGACCAUCUUUGACAUCGACCCUCAUUUACAACCGGAGCGUGUGGACCAGGGUAUAGAGACAGAGGGCUCCAACCUGAGCGGCGUGAGCGCCAAGUGUGUGUGGGAUGACCUCAGCCGACCGCCCGAGGAUGAAGAGGACAGCCGCUCCAUCUGUAUAGGAUCUCAGCCACGAAGACUGUCGGAAAAAGAUACAGAGCAGAUCAGAGAAGCCCUGAGAAAAGGAUUGGAGUUCAACACUAAAGCAGCACUACCCCCUAUCAACUCACAGAGACAAGGACAUGACAGGCCUCAGAGUCGUAAGGACAGUCUGGAGAGUGAGAGUUCAGCGGCCAUCGUUCCUCACGAGCUAGUUCGUACCAGACAACUGGAAAGUGUUCAUCUGAAAUUCAACCAGGAGUCAGGAACACUGCUGCCCCUCUGUCUCAGGGGUCGUUUGCUCCAUGGUAGACACUUCACCUAUAAGAGUAUAAAUGGAGACACAGCCAUCACCUUCGUAUCCACCGGAGUAGAGGGGGCCUUUGCUACUGAGGAACACCCGUAUGCCGCACAUGGACCCUGGCUACAGAUAUUGCUGACUGAGGAGUUUGUUGAACAGAUGCUUGGAGAUCUAUCGGAGCUCAACACUCGAGAGGAGAGGAAGGCUUCCAGGGGCGUAAUGGGGAGAUUACCAACGGAUCCUUGGCCUAUAAAGAAGCUGUUAGACCAAGUUACCGAAGGAAUACAGCUGGCCAGAAAAGAAACUGAAGAUCUCGGUCCUGCCUGACUCUGUGUUUGACAGUCCUCUGCAUUGAGACUUGGACCCACUCCUCUCUUCAGAAUACUCUGGACCUGUUCACUCAGACUUUAAAUGGUCAUGUUCAGUAGGUCACAUCGUUGCAAAGCGUUUCCCAACAGAACGCAAAUAAUAAAAAUUUAUAAACGUUUUUUGUUGACAAGUUCAGGUAGUACCUCCUGUAAGUUAUCUUCCAUUUUACUGAACACAACCCUGCUCUGUUCCAUGGGCUCUGGUCUGCCUCAAAGUGAGAACACCUGACCUCCACCUGAUCUUUUUCUGGCACAUCUGCCUUUGACUUGACUGUUACUGCCUUGUCCGAGCUACCAAUUUCUACUGCGUUUUUCUAACCUUGUAGAAACGCCUGGAGAUGUGCCGGAAACCUGUUUCUCCAGAUAGCUGCUUUGCUAGAUGAUACAUAGUUGCUAUGUUUUGUGAAUGGGUAAAAUUUCUAGUUAGGAUAUGACAUCCCACUAGAUUCAAUAAGUUUGUAGCACAGGCAAAAAUGCAAGGUCAGUUGAUUUAGUGCAAGGAUUGUUUUUUGGUUUUCUAGGGCCAUAUUCCAUUUGAAGUGUUCUCUUAAAAGGCCUAUGCGCUUAUUUGUUUAAGUGCUGGUGUAUCUAUGGACAUAAAGUGUAUCUAUGGUCAAGCCAAAGGUGCUACCAGUUUCCCAUUAAGUUUGUAUCGGACCAGAUGUUGUGGAAUUUAGACAACUGAACCUUAUUCAGUACCAACCUCUGUGCAAAUCUAAAAUGGUGCCUUCUUCCCUAUAUAGUUUUCUUUUGGCCAGAGCCUUAUGAGGAGUAUAUAGGGCAGGGGGUCUUCAAACGGGUCCACAGCAUGCAGGCGCUGCAAAUAAAAAAAAUUAUGUGUUUGUGAAUAUCCAUGUACCGGGAAAGUGCCAAUGGUUACUGGUAAGCUUUCUUGACAUGGACAUCAAUUUUUGCAGAAAUGUGUUAGUCUAUUAGCUAUUAAGGUAAUUCCAAUGUUAGUUUUACACUUCCUCUUCCAAUUAUAACUGAGUUCAAAUUAAUAUCUCCCAGAUCAAUUAUUUUUAUGUUACCUCUCCUUGCCAUUUAUUAUACACAUUAUCAUUUUUUGCUAACAUAUGAUUUGGGGUCUCUGGGUCAACGGAUUGGGAAAAAAGUUUGAAGACCCUUGGCAGAUGGUGUAAUUUGCGAUACAGACAAUCAAACCACAUGAUCCUCUCAUUCUAUUGUGUCCUGUCAAAUCCUUGUCCCCCUGUGCCAAGAGCCUGAUUAUUUUAUAGAGUAAUAUUUUGUGUAUGUACUGUUCUACUGUUCAUUUUAUGAAAUAUCUCUGAAGCUCUACAAUGACUGUUAAACUCUUUCCUCUAAUAGUUAUCUCUGAAGCUCUACAAUGACUGUUAACUACUAUUAGAGGAAAGAUUGUGUCUUGUAAGAGUUUAUAGGCCUGUCAGAGAGUGAAAUGUUGGAAAGCGUUUCAGAGAACUCCUCAUGUGCCCACAAAUAAAGUUAGUCUGACAUUUUCACUGAUGAACAUUUACUGUGUUGUUUCCUGUCCCUAGUUGGAUCAGAUUUUUGUUGAUAGAACUGACGUCAGUGCCUCUGUGUUUUUAGGAAGCCACUAGAACUUGUCAGAGCCUAGGUCCACGCCACAUUUUUUAUCACCACUUUCUAGACAAACUCAUUCUUUCCUUCACUGUCACAAUACGUGUCAACUGUUGUGUGAAUAUAUGAAUGUUUUGCUUUGGUAGAAACAACCAGAGUCAGUCUACCAUGGCCUUGAAGUGUUUAGGCUCCAUGCAUUGUAUAGACUGUAUCCACUGUCAACCGCUCCUGUAUUUUAAUAUACAUCAGUUUCAAUCAAGGACCUCUGUCUUUAUACACAUAAAGCAUCCUAGAUAUAUGUUAUGCCAUCACUGCAUUCCGUAGCUAGUUAGUCAAGAACAGGAGCUGACUCCCUUUUCUAAACAGUGAUGACCUGUUCACAUGUAUUCUACCGUGUCUUUUUUUAUUCAGAUUUAGAUUUUUUGUUGUGGUCUUUAUUAUACUGUAUUGUUAUUUUGUUGAAUGAAGGAAUCACUAAACUGCCUGUUACUGUAAUCACAAGUGCAUUAAACAGAAAUCGACAUUCA